AGCCUUUUCAAGUUCGGGUACACUAGAGGGAACCAUUUGGGAAGGUUGCGGCAAUCCUUGAGCCAUAUCGCUGAUCAUCGUUCGGGAGAAACCCAUCACACCGGCGCAGCUAUCCCUCACAGUGCCCUUCAGUUUGUCUUGAACGAACAAGGAAGUGAAAGCAAUAAGCAGCUUCCUCCUCCAGUAUAUUCAGUCACGACAUCAGAGCGGUGGACCUAGAGCGCUGGCCUGCAGGGUGCUGUAGAUCUCACGGCAGCGCGCGUAUUUUGUUCCAUGGGAACGAGUCACAAAUAUGCGAAGUGUCCAGGAAGAAAAUCACGAAAUGAAACUAGGGUACUUCUCGCCGGUUUCUUUUUUCGUAAAUAGACACAAGACGCAAAUUCUACCCAGGACGACGGCUGCAGGGUUCGAACCUGCGCGGGCAGAGCCCAUUGGAUUUCAAGUCCAACUCCUUAACCACUCGGACAAACCGCCGGGUGUCAUGGCGUUAUAUCCGGGGGUUACUCUUCUAGGACGCCUUUCUGAGGAGAUGCGCUGGACAUAAAAUUAACGGAAUGGACACCGGGAAUCGUGGGAUGUUCCUUUGAUACAUUGGUACCUGUGGGAAGACGGUUCGAACCGAUAUGGCAUCUCCUACCUUCGGAUGCCCGAUCCAGUUUUUCCGGCAGUAGUGCUAUAUAUGUUGUGAGGUUGGACAAGCAACGCUGUCUUUCCCCUCGAAGUCAGUACAAACCACUCAGUUAGUGGGACAUGAAAAUCACUGCACUGAUGCACAGCGUCGUAUGAAUUCCUCCGUGAUUGCUAUCCAGUUUUAUCUAAGAGACAUUAGAGACGACCUGUUUCUGACACGGUUGGCAGUACAGGAAUUUCCCGCUGUGGUGAAAAAACGCCGUGCGUUCGUUUGCAUCACACGCCAUCAACCGCAGAGCACAGUUCUGGGUCCAAUCUCAAACUGCUGUCGCGCGAAACAGCCUUGUGCUUUGGGAGAAGACUUCUGCUGAGGUGGCGAUUUCCUAUGCAGUUCAUACAAUUACUGGCUAUGGUUCUAUUUACUUUUUUUUCUACACCCGGGCUACCCGUGGUGCCAGCCAUCAACAAAACGGAUCCCCUGUAUAUCAGUGACCGAAACGAGAGAAAUACGAGCGCGAUGUGGCGGGCGAAACAAAGCGGAAAAGUCCGCUAAUAUGUAUAACUGCGUUUUCCUCUCUAGCGGGUGCUUCGAAUUCCGAGGUGUCGCUCUUUGGUUCAGCCAGGCUCGGACGGGGUACAGGGGACGAGCACCGCAACAGAUUUCCUGGUUUGUGGUUCCAGAGCCCAGUAUCGCCUAGAAAGGGAUCUUUGGCACUAACUCCCUAUCCACUAUCUGCUGCAUCACUCUUACCGUAUCUUUACACGUACUAAACAAACUGGCAGCUACACUUCCCUUGAGCUGUCUCGCUUCGGUUUACUGUGAAAUAGGACACGGUCUCUACCCCUGCGAGUCGCUCAGCGAAAACGAGGCAAUUUUGAUUGUGGACAGAUGGAAAGAAUGUCCUGGAAUCUGGGACAUUAACAGAAAAAGCAGACAUGAAGUGUUCGGAGACUGGCGGCCUCCCACCAAGCCUCGAAAAUAAGCCGUGAAUUCCCUGCACCGUAGAGCCCUCGAUGUUUCGGGUAUAGGCAUGUGUCUAGGCACGGAGAAAGACGAGCCAUAGCUGGAAAGAAACAUUCUGUGUUUUCAGUAGCAUUCUCCUAAGAUAAAACGAUAUAUGAAAAUGGUAUGCUGGGAAGUAUGUUCAAUAGUGGAAGAGAAACGAACUCCCAGUGCAGUGUGCAGCAAGGAAGCAGCGCCCCCCUUGACGCCUCCUCUGUGGUGUUUCUGCCCCAAGGCACCCCUGCAGAUGUAACUGGCUUGUCCGCUUGUUAAACGGUAACGUUUGUCCUUCCUCUCUAUCCGGUCUUAUGCACAGCUACAACUGUGGCUUUUUCAUGUUUUAUCCGGUUUUUUAAGUCUGUGGAAGGGCCUCUCUGUUGGUUACCGAACCUACAGCGGACGAAGAACCUGCCCAGGACGAGGAGCUAGCAGAACGCCGAAAAUUCCGCAUCCGUUGUUGUUCGAAAUAUACAUGUCAGGUCAUGCGGAAGUCGCACAUCGUCGUGAGGCCGAGGUUGGUUUUACCGGCGCAAAACUGUCGCGAAGUCGUGGACUUUGUGUGAAGGGAGCCGGCCUUGUGGCACUUGACUGAGGAACUGUUUUGCUGUCGCUGCGAACGUUUCCUCGUGCGACCGCAUGUGUCGAUUCCUUCCGGCGGCAAAUUUGGUGAUUGUUUCCUCCCGUUGUUGCGUCGUUUCUCCUCCGUCUACUGCACCAAAAAGACUCUCUUCUCACACACUUUUCUGAGAUAGCUUCGCCCUGUCAAUGCCGUCUUCUCUCUGAAACCAGGCUCGAGCGUAGACACGAAACUGGAUCGGAGAGAAGCAGAGUUCAUUCCUCAAAACAUUAACAGAGGGAUAGCGUAAUUUCACAGGCUCCCGUCUACUCGCUCUCGAGAGCAGGACUUAGGAUCUGCUUCUGUAGGUACACCCCAAGGAAGACAGGGCUAGGGGCUAGGUGAUCCGAAACCCGGUGGAUUUGCGCAGUUCCUUCCUCGGCUCUUUCGAGGGUUUCGGUUUCGAGCACCUCCAUCCGUCGUAUUUUCCCUCCGUUUUUCUCGCCAUGUCAUCUCCGUCAAUUUUUUCCGAAGGUGGGGCGAGUGCACAGAGCGGAUUGGGGUCGUGUUCUGUAGAUGGCGCCUUUCUCGACGACGACGACGGGCUGCCGCCGCUCACGGUCUCGGAUAUUUCCCGGUUGUUUGACUCCCACAUAUCCUCGCCCCUUGCCGAGCAAGCGAGAAGAGUGCUUGCGACAGGCCGCUUGGAUGAGGCGCCGCCUGCUUCGGGCGUCUGCGCCGAGGAGUUCCCGGUGCCGUCCUCCCCGCUUCUUCGCCGCAUCGUCUGGCAGCGAUACCUCGGCCUCUUGGAAGGGGAGGAGGCAUCGGAGUGGGCUGCCCAGGUCGAAGUGAACAGGAAAAAGUAUUUCCAGUUGCGAGAGGAACAAAAGCUGAGCACCAAGAGGCUCACUGCGCUGGAUCCGCAGAAGUUCCACCCUCUCGCGGCGACAGCGGACAAUCCGUGGAGUCAGAAGCAGCAGAACGACAGCUUGAUGGAGGAAAUCUGGAAAGACGUCGAACGCACCUUUGCAGAUCGUGCACUGUUCUGUCGAGACGCUACACGGAAGGCUCUCCAGCGCAUCCUCUUCACCUGGAGCCGGCAGAAUCCGGAUGUGUCGUACAAGCAGGGAAUGAAUGAGCUCCUUGCGAUCUUGUUUCUCAUUUGCGUCAGAGAACAAGUGCCUGUUUUUUCUGCGGACACCCUCUCGGAAAAUGUGGCGACACACGUUCGUGUCCUGCUUUCCGCGGAGCCCACAGACAUCGAAGCCGACGCCUUCUCUCUCUUCAACGCCCUCAUGAACGAUUUCCUCAUGCGCGCCGCCUAUAUCCCUCCCCCGACUCCGCCGAAACCUGUUGCAUCUCCUAUGGUAAACAUUCUGGGCAAAGGACCGGGGGAGGCUCUAGGAGGGCUUGUGGGGGUAGCCUCUUCGGCCCCGCAGACGCAACAGUCCGCCGUUUUGUGGAGAUGCAGUCACAUCUUCCAUUCGCUUCUGCGGAAGAGCGACACCGCGCUCUACGAUCACCUCGUCGAGAUGGACGUCCAGCCGCAGCUCUUCCUUCUGCGCUGGCUCCGACUCCUCUUCAGUCGAGAGUUCCACGUUCAAGACACGAUCUUCAUCUGGGAUGCGAUCUUUGCGGAUGCCUACCUCCGCAACGGAAUUGCUCCGUCCUCUUCGAACUCGAAGUCUUCCUUGAAUUCCACUCCUUCCUCAACUGCUGUCCUUUCUGCUCCCUCUCCCAGUUGCUCUGGCGUUUCUCUCACACAAGGCACAGAUCUCAUGAGCAGCAGUCGCUUGUCGGCCGCCUGCGGCACUUCGCCGCUCGGCCAAGGGUCGUCCUCCAGCCCUUCGUAUGUCCCUGAGAAACUGGGAGCUGCUGCUUCUUCACGUCUCCCGCUAACGGAUUUCUUUGCUCUUGCCAUGCUCAUGUUUGUUCGAGAGAAUCUCUUGGCCAGCGACGAGACGUCGUGUCUCCGUCGUCUGCUCAAGUUCCCCCCCAUUGAGUCUCUGCAGUCUCUCAUUCUCCUCGCCCUGUCCCUGCGCACCCCGCAGAAGCCCCGAGGGAAUGCUCUCUCCAAGCGACAUAGUGCUGCCUCUUCCUCCCGUCCAGCGUCUUUUCUUGAAGACGAGUCGCACAAGUCCCCACCGCAGCGCAUCUCGCCUGCGUCCUUCGAGGAAGGAAGAGAGACACGCACACAUGGAAGCGGACUGCAGAAGGGAUCUCACAGUCUCCCUUCUCCUAUACGCAUUCGUCACUCACCGUCGUCAGAGGCUCCUCACUCCUUUUCUGCCUCCAGUCCUGUGCCUUCUUUCAACGCUCGUGCAUUGCCCCCAGCUCGCGGGGACCUCUACCACGUUACGACCCCUCAAGUGGAAACUGCAUGCCCUCCUCUGAUAGCUGGCCACGGAGUCGUGCCUCACCACCUGCACCAGACUCAGGCGAAGCGACAGCCGAGCCCAGGACGCGAAGAAGGAGGGCGUUCAGAAAACAGUGCUCUCCCACGCGUCGCGGUCGCAGUAGGACAGAGAGCCGAAACAAACAUCGGCGAAAAUACCGUCGAUGGACUGUCGCUCGGCCGCCAUGUGGAGGAUAUUGUGGCAACGCUCAAGGCGGCAGCUCUCUCAGAGGCAGCCGUGGAAGCCGGUGGAAUCCAGAGUGGACGGCCCUCUUCGUCAGCUUCCUGCCCUUUGGGUUCUCGACCCUUCACCCAGCUUGCACUGUCUUCCGCAAUCUCUCGCUUAAGCCUUCUGCAGCGAAUGCUGGUCGGCGAGUUGCCGUACAGCCCGUCUCUGUUCAUGGUAGAAGAGGAAGCGUUCACGUCUGCUUCUUCGCCUGUGAGGACGCUGGCAGCAACGGAGAGACCCUCACAGUUUUCUCGGGCCUCUCAGCUUCCUUCAGGGGCCACGUCUGGAAAUACCCCGGAUGGUUGCGUCUUUGAUGAGGAAAGAAGGCUGCAGUAUUCUGUGGCUCGCGCCGAAAGGCAGCAUUCUGAAAAAAGAAUAGACGCAGAACGAACAGACAGCGAGGAAAUCAGAAUCAUGCAUGAUGAAGGUUUCUUUGGUGGCAGAGAUGGAGGCCAAGAAGCUGAAGUCCGAAUGUAUGACAAGCAUGGAAUACGCGAGAUUGACACCCGCGUAACGCGUGGGAGAAAUGGACAGGAGGACAAAGAAAAAAAAGGCACAUCUUUCUUCUCCCCUUCGUCUCUACCUGUCGUUGGAGACUCCAGUUUUGCACGUUCUAACCACCAGCACAACUUAGGCUAUUCGCGAGACGAUGGUGUGGAGGUAGGCUCACAUGAUGGACGAGGUUCCGGAGGUAUGCGGGCAACUGUUCUAUAGAACAGGGGCGAGAGGAAAGAAAAAAGACAGUGAGCGUCCGUAAUGCUACGGCACACAAAACAGGAAGAGGGCGUAUAACCGGAUGUGCAACGACAGGAGCAGUCAAAAGAGGUGGUGGAGACACAGAGAGACUGGCAACGGCGAGCGGGGAUGCCUAGCGAUGCAUCAGCAUGAUAAGGGGCUAGUAUUUCAAGAAAAACUAUAAAAAGACGGGUGGAAAGACGAGAUUUGAAGUCGCAAAGUUCAAAUGCCCUUGUAUCUGUGCCACUCAGUCGUUUUCUUGAAACUAUGUUCGACACGGCAUUGUUUUGCGGAAUUCUUCCUCUUUUACUUCCUAUUCGCUUCUACGCCGUCUCCAGCUUGUGUCGUUCUAUAUGACGCGAUUGUACGCUUGGCGCUUGUAAGCGGGAUCUCUACUCACUCUCCGUCUACUACCUGUGAAGACUCUUGCCAGAUACAGUAAUUGCAGACUGUGGUGAAGCCCGUUGGCGGGACGAAUCCAACAGGGACAGGCGAUAAUGAUGAAAGCACGUCGUAAAAAACGGGUGUUUGUGGGUAAGGGUCAAGCUGCUUCACUGCCACCAUCCUGGGGGCGACGUACGAAAUCUAAUUUUUCGACUCGUUGCUAUUAGCCGAGAAAGGACGAGGGAACGGGAAACUGAAACAUAAAACGCAGAAAAGAGAGUUUGCCCGUGGUCGGCAAGAAUGGCUAGUCUGACAUUCCAAGUUGUAGCUCCAGUGUACCGAAACGGACGCUCAGCGUUCUGGCGGUAUAUUAUUUUUUAGAUGUGCCACUCCAAAGCGAAAGAGAAAUGAAGAAACACUACGGUUGAAAAUACGAAAAGUCGGGCGUAUGGUUAUCCGUUUUCCACAAAAAGUGCAACAGGCGCGCUUGAUGGUCUUUCCUUUGGAAGAGAAUGAGGCUAGCACUGCCAGUGGUGUGAAUAUAUUAUCUGGAAGGCUAGAGUAUGAAUAGACUAGGAAGUUAUAGCCGCAUCAACCUAUUUCUUCUAGAGGCAACAGCUCAUCGAUGUACUCGAAACAAGGCAGGACAGAUGUGUGUGUAUAUCGAUGGGAUUUUUGUGGAUGUUUACUGGGAAAACUACCUCCUACCCAACCGAUGUGCAUACUAGCCCCUCACCGCGAUUCUAAGGUGGCGGUGACAGUCUGAGUCAUGUUUUGAAGAGGCUGGGUGGAAAGAAGCAAAUUAGCCGUGAAAAGAGUUGUCCCCUCUCGUUCUAACUUCACGACGAAAGGCACCUCGCGUGAAAGUCGCAGAUGCACGCACUCUGAAUUGCAGAACGACAAGAUAUGUGAUCAACAGUGGGCAAAACGGAGCUGCUGCCUACCGCUUCAGUUCUCAUUCGGUUUGUCUGUGGGGAUGGCACCAGCCAGUCGAAAAAUGCCAGGCACAAUUGCUACGUGCCAAUAAGAGAACUGGCUUGUAGCACACCUUAUGAACGAGUGCAGCAGAUCGGGAACGAGGAAGAGUCACAAUUAAUACACAUAUGCAGCCCAGGGACAAAAGGAAAUCCCCAAGGCACGGCGAGGGCGCAAGGUUGGCGAUGCUGACGUACGGAAUCCGGAUUGGGGUUGCGCUUUGAUGCAGGUACAGGGGUCGAAAGAGUGGAUCAUUCCGACUAGUACUGUAAAUAUGAGCAACAACUUUUUCGGUCUUGCGUGAAAAGUGUCAGUGCUUGCGUCAGUCUGGACCCCUGUGGUCGCUUGGAUGGUUUAGGCUGAAGAGGCCUGCCAAGAAAAAUACACUCAUAUCGAUGCUCCGAUGUCGACUGUCCCGUCGUCAUAGCUUGCUGGGACCCAGGGGCGGCCAUCCGUUACAAUGCAGC
Molecule: messenger RNA, 7374 nt
Organism: Toxoplasma gondii ME49
Lineage: Eukaryota; Apicomplexa; Conoidasida; Eucoccidiorida; Sarcocystidae
Product: TBC domain-containing protein
Exons: 3
Coding region: 2696-5527 (943 amino acids)
Biological process (GO): activation of GTPase activity
Molecular function (GO): GTPase activator activity
Source: RefSeq, a predicted model, not a curated record